Molecule: messenger RNA, 427 nt
Organism: Serpula lacrymans var. lacrymans S7.9
Lineage: Eukaryota; Fungi; Basidiomycota; Agaricomycetes; Boletales; Serpulaceae
Exons: 4
Coding region: 106-339 (77 amino acids)
Source: RefSeq, a predicted model, not a curated record
AGCAUGAAUUCACAAUAAAGGAGAGGACGCGGUGCCGAAUAUAGUGGGAAAUGAUUUCCCAGUCACAUUCAAUCUAUCCCGCGGGAUAUGCCAACAACCACAACCAUGCUCAUAUCUUUACUCUAUAGUAACAUCACCGUCCCAGGCACGUCAUCGUUUCUCCCGUCAGUGCCAGCUUUUGCAGGUACCGCCACCUACCACAGGAAACGUGAUGUUUGCAUACUCCUCUUCGUGGUUAGUAGAGCAGCGGCAACGACACUAAUCUCGUUUCACAUCAAACCCCGGAUUUGCUGUGCGGUCUCCCAGUGGAAUGAGAGUGGAACACUCAAAAACUUUUGAAAGAACGAGCCUCAGAGCAGACUACGGUGAACUGCACGACGCCGAUGGUGGUAGGGCGUCCUUUAGUAAAAACACGCCAUGACCAUCA